CGAUAGCCGGGCAGGGAGACACUGGCUGAUAACGGCUGUCAAGGGGAGCGGGAGGGGUGGUGUUUGCGAGCCGCGAUGGGGGCGCGUAGGAAGGCUUGAUCCGCCUCAGAGAAACGCUGCCGUCUGAUCGGAAGGCCGAGAAGAUUGAGGACUACAUUCCUGAAUGCAGCAUGAAUAUUUAAGAUUUCAGAAAUGGAGAAUUGCAAAAACAACAACAGAUACAGUAGAAUUGGAAUCUUUACAGAAUUACAUCUUACAGAUGUAUAGAGUCAGUUCCUGAAAAUAAACAAUGGAAUAGGAAUUGUAAUUUUUACAAAGUUAUAUCUUCUAUGAGAAUCAGUUCCUGGAAAAAAAAAAACAAUCUGCAGGAUUUGAAUAUAUAAAGAAUCCCGGGAUAGAUAAAAAUUGCUGAUAAUGGAGACUUACUUUCACUUCCUCCAAAAAACGUAUAAUGAUAUAAUUGCUGGUGUUUUGUUAGCCCAAGAUAAUUACAAAUGUGCAGCUCUUCUAAAUCCUUCAGUUUUUUCAUCGCCAAAAAAUUGUGAAUUAUGUGCCUGUCAUUUUUUUUCUAAAUUGGAUGCUCAGCUCUCUUCCAGUCUAGACCCAAUAAACAGUGAACAUGAUAUUUCUACAAACCUUAGCCAUCUGAAGUGCCACGCCCGGGAAAUUAUUCUGCUUCAGUUAACUUUGAUCGAGAUGAUGCUUGCCAAACUGCAUCUGCAAGAGGUGGCUAAUGAAAUAAAACAGAAAUACCUGAAGAUCCUAAGAAUCCUGGAAGAAUCAAACAUUUUCUCUGAAUUAAUUCAUCUGUUACGUAGUUCAGAUAAACAGCUCUCUUACAUGGCUUCUAAAAGUUUGGCUUCCCUUGUGCAUUUUCAGCUAAGAGAAGAGAAUUCAUCCAAUAGCGCCUGGCUUGCUUUUUGUUUAGAGACUUUAUCACGAUUUCCCAGUAAUAGUUCAAUAGCAGAAUGCCUCUGGAUUUUGACCAAUGUAAUAAAAGAAAUUUUGAAUGAUGACAACCCUUGCAAAGAAGGUGACCUGAAGAAACUUCUUACUCCACUUAAUAACGUGCUGGAAAACUUUUACAGUUCCAUCCUUUCUUAUUAUUCAUCUGCUCACAAUAUUCCACUACCUGCAAAAUCAAUCAAUGACAUGAAUAGCUUUCUAGAUCUCUUUGAGCUGCUUGCCGCUUCCAGGAUUCACGUGCCACUCAACCUUGGAUGCCAGAGGGUAUUGUUUUUGAACUCUUGCAAUAUCAGCUGCCUUGCCACAUUACCCGUUUGUGAUUUCAUCAAGAAGAAAUCGAUUGCGUUGCUUAAGAACUGCAUUCUUCACAAAGCUGGCGAAGACCUAAUUAAGUCGAAGGCGCUUCCUUCCUCAUCCCGGGACCCUCAUUUAGACAACGAUCGAUUAGUGCUGGCUGAUACCGUGCUACACUUUGUGAAUUCUGAUUGGCUGGGUAGGUUGGGUGUUAGUGGAAACACCCGCCAUUUUGAUGGUAGCAUCAUUGAAUCUCAAGCCCAGGUGAAGAGUAAUUUCGAUGUAGUGGUCUUCAGAUCCUUAAGCUUGCUUCUGCUUAAAGCGUUAGAGACGAAGAGCCGGGAUUUUGCCUACAAAACUGAAUCACAAGUUCAUUUGGAGAGUGUUAUGGGUCUACUCUUGACAGUCAUAAAAAGCCACCUGAAGCCUUCGGCCUGUAUCUACUUAUCUGAACACCCUUGCAUGUGGAUUUCUCUGUUUAUAGAACAAGAUGAUGAGAUGGUAGAAGCUGUAAAGUCACUGCUGGCAAUUUAUUUAAACUUGGAAAGAUCCUGCCACGACGUUAAUUUUACCCCCUGUCGUUCAGAUGACGAAAUCCAGGACAAUCGGACACAUCAGAAUGGUUAUAAUCCCCACUGCAUCUUCUUAUGCCUGUUAGGGAGUAUCGCAUUUGAUGCCACGGUCCUUCUGGAUUUCUUGAUUUCGUCGGAAACCUGCUUCUUGGAAUACUUUGUGCAAUAUUUAAAACUUCUUGUAGAAGACUGGCACUGGUUCGUACAAGUUUCCAAACGCUUUAAGUUCACCGUUGGCAAAGAUCUCAGAAUUUGUGGGGAGAACUUGUCCUGCCAGCAAGAAGACGGCCCCAACUCAAACCUCACAGGGCAGAGCACUGCAUAUGAUCCACGGGCUUCUAUGGAGGCCCUUUUGCCUUCCUCCCUGAAUUUGUCUACCCUCCUUCGUCAGGGAGACAGUCAACCCAAAAAAAUUGAUUUUGUGACCACAUCUAGUGACCCGCAUUUACCGGGGGCUUUUCAGAAGCUGGUUGAUUAUGAUAGCUCAGAUGAUUCUGAAGGGGACUGCGGAAGAGAAGAAUGUUUGACGGACACAGAAGACAAAGCUUUAAACUAUCGAGCCUGUCCAAAUAAAGCCGUUCUCAACGAGAGUGCAAAAAGCUGCAAGCAAGAAGGGUUCCCUUUUCUUGAACAAGAUUUGAAUAUUUCAUCAGGCUCCAGCAGCAAACUCUCCCUUCCAGAAUUUAAAUUAGCAGGUGAAACUUUGCAGAAAGCAACCGCAUGUUUCCAACAAUUGCAAAAGUCCAUUUCUAGGCUGCAUGCAAAGAGACUCUUCCCAUACAACCCAAAUGCACUCGUGAAGCUCUUGAAUCAAAUUCAUAGAAUUGGUGAAGAUCCCCGAGCUGCUUCAGACUAGUCAAUUUGUAAAGAUAUAUAGUCCUCCAGGUUAAACCCAUCUAUUGGUUAGCAUUUGAAAGGAUGUUCCAGAAAAUUAAUAGGCUCUGAAAUACGUGGCCCAAAUGCUUUCUAUGGGAUUGAAGUAUAUAUUGUUCAUGAAUUGUCUGCUUGGUUAAAAAAAAACACUGUAGCUUCAAAUCCCUUGAUCCGUUUAACUCCAAAAGGGGGUUAUAAUCUUGUCUGUGCUAUGUGUGAAUUCUACCGCCCCCCCCCCCCCCAGUUUUUUUUUAAGGCAAUAAAUUCUGAAUUUUAUUUUUGGCACCUUCCUCUGUCUGAGAUAAUUUUGAUAUGAAGGAUAUAUGUUCUCAGUGAGAAUUAAUUGCUGCUUUUUAAAAGAGAAUGCAAUAAGAUUUGUCUGAUACAGAUACAGAUUAACAGUGUUGGAAGGGAUCUUAUAUAGAUCAUCUAGUCCAAUCCCCCGCUCAAGCAGGAGACACUACACCAUUUCUGACAAAUGGCAGUCUUGAAAGUCUUAAGUGAUGAAGCCUCCACAAUGUCCAAAGGCAACUACUAUUCCAUUGGUUGAUUGUUCUCACUGUCAGAAAGUUUCUCCUUAUUUCUAGGUUGAAUCUCUCCU
Messenger RNA from Thamnophis elegans (Western terrestrial garter snake), 3306 nucleotides. RefSeq names its product lines homolog 1 (gene LINS1). The transcript has 8 exons. Bases 415 to 2688 code for a protein of 757 amino acids. The record is from RefSeq and is a predicted model, not a curated record. Lineage: Eukaryota; Metazoa; Chordata; Lepidosauria; Squamata; Natricidae.